Aspergillus chevalieri is the source of this 2379-nucleotide messenger RNA. RefSeq names its product ATP-dependent RNA helicase SUV3 (gene SUV3). Gene Ontology annotation, biological process: RNA catabolic process; mitochondrial RNA 3'-end processing. Gene Ontology annotation, molecular function: ATP binding; RNA helicase activity; hydrolase activity, acting on acid anhydrides. The record is from RefSeq and is a predicted model, not a curated record. The transcript has 3 exons. Gene Ontology annotation, cellular component: mitochondrial degradosome. Bases 1 to 2379 code for a protein of 792 amino acids. Lineage: Eukaryota; Fungi; Ascomycota; Eurotiomycetes; Eurotiales; Aspergillaceae.
AUGCAGUCAUGGGCCUGCAGAGGCAGUUGUCGCCUGCUUCGCGCUGUCCAACCCCAGUAUCGUCCGGCAGCAUGGCGAACAUUUGCGACAACGCCGGCGCUGCAGAGAUCAACUCAAGCGCAGAAGCGAAGUAAGAAGAGACAGCGAAUUGAAAGUGCUAAAAAUCCAUCUGGAAGACUGGCCCUCGGUGGCGUCACACAAUCCAUGAGGAAAAGUGUCAGCUCUCAAGAUUUUAGCGUUGUUGUCGCAUCUAUCCUGCAUGAAAUCAAACAGGGACUGGGACCGGACGAUUCGAUACUAGAAAAAUGGCCGAACUUUGAACGAUCAGUGUUAAAUGCCUGUAAGGUAGAUGAUAAAUCCCCAAGCGGGAAGUCUACCCCCCUCAGGGAAUUGAAGCUAUCGCUACAGAGGACCUACCUUAUCCGAGGCCUUUCAGGAUUGAGAGAGGACAUAGAAUAUCGAUUAUUUGCGGAAGACCUUACUGCGAAGUAUUCGCUGCCGAACAUAGAGCAUCAGAAAAAGGUGGCCGAUUUACGAUUUCCAGCAGAGUGGUACGGGCAAGCGCGCGCCAUGCAACGGACGAUUCAUUUACACGUUGGACCAACAAACUCGGGAAAGACCUAUCAUGCGUUGAAGCGGUUAGAGAGUUGCAAAAACGGGUUCUAUGCGGGGCCGCUGCGGCUUCUUGCGCAGGAGGUGUAUCAAAGGUUCAAGGCAAGUGGUGUGUCGUGCAGUCUCAUCACUGGCGAUGACGUGCAGAUUCCGGAGGGAUCGGCUCCGACGAUUGUGAGCAACACAGUCGAGAUGGCCAAUCUGGGCAAGACAUACGAGGUUGGUGUUAUCGACGAGAUCCAGAUGAUCGCAGAUCCUAGACGUGGAUGGGCUUGGACGCGCGCCGUUCUUGGAGCCCGUGCGACUGAAUUACAUCUCUGUGGUGAAGCAAGAGCCGUACCUCUUAUUCGCGAACUAGCUGCUCUUACGGGCGACAACCUUGAGAUUCACCGCUAUGAGCGACUCAACCCUCUUAAAGUUAUGGACAAGAGUUUGGAAGGCAGUCUGAGAAACCUGCAGAAAGGCGAUUGUGUGGUUGCUUUCUCUCGUCUGGGCAUCCAUGCAUUGAAAGCAGACAUCGAGAAACACACCGGGAGGCGUGCGGCUAUUGUCUACGGAGGUUUACCGGCAGAAAUCCGGACACAGCAGGCCAGUCUUUUUAAUGACCCGAACAAUGAUUAUGAUUACCUCGUUGCUAGCGAUGCCAUUGGGAUGGGUCUUAAUCUGAGUAUUAAACGUGUUGUUUUUGAGACUCUGAUCAAGAGGCUCCCCGGCUGUCUGCAAAAACUCAGCGUGUCUGAAAUCAAGCAGAUUGCAGGGCGAGCCGGUCGUUAUCGCUCUGCCGCGCAGACCAAAGGCAAAGGGGGAAAUGCCAGAAGUGAAUCAAACAUUGGCCUCGUGACUUCAUUGGAAGAUAUUGAUCUUCCACAAAUUAAGGAAGCACUGUCUGCUGAACCUCCUCCGAUCACCGUUGCCGGUCUUUUCCCUCCAGAUGCUGCCAUUCAGAAAUUUUCUGCCUAUUUCCCGCGCAACACACCUUUCCAGUACGUACUCAGGCGCUUAAUGGAGCUUACGCAGGUCAGCCCGCUAUUCUUCAUGUGUGAUCCUCAGAGCCAGCUUGAGAACGCCGAGCUCAUUGACACUGUGGAGGGCCUACGCGUUGAGGAUCAGCUAGCUUUGAUGGCAGCUCCCAUGCACUUACGAGACCCAAGGGGUGUUCAGGCUUCCCGUGCAUUUGCAAAGUGCAUAGCCGAGCAUACCAAUGGUCGUCUGUUGGACAUUCCAGAGCUGAAUUUGGAGGUCUUGGAAAGUCCGGUAUCAGGUGACAAAGGAUAUUUGCAUGAACUGGAAGUCUUGCAUAAGUCUGUCAUUCUAUACGCUUGGUUGAGUUUCCGAAUCGGCGGAGUGUUCACCGACCGAACUCUUGCCUCCCAUGUCAAGCAACUGGUCGAAGAACGGAUGGUCAGAGCCUUGACUGAGUUCUCUGCAAACAAGCAACUCAGAAAAGACGCAUCCCUUCACCGACAAAUCGCUUUGCAGAAGCAGAUUCAGGAACAGAGACGAAUAAUGUCUGCGGCAAACAUUGACUCUGCCGCGGCUAGUGACUUAACUUCGUCCAGAGUAACUCAUUCCAGUGUCCCUGACGAGGCCGCCGACCAUGCCUCGGACAAUGCCCCAGAAGAUAUCAGAACUUCCGAUGACGUUACUGAUGACCAUAAAACCUCGGAAAAUGAUCCGUUGGGAGAAGAAGAAGGAGAUAUCCCGGAAGAAGAUCUUACGGAUGACUCUUUGCCCGACGAUUUUGCCGAUAAAAGGCUUGAAAAAUGA